Molecule: messenger RNA, 840 nt
Organism: Priapulus caudatus
Lineage: Eukaryota; Metazoa; Priapulida; Priapulimorpha; Priapulimorphida; Priapulidae
Product: protein FAM177A1-like
Exons: 5
Coding region: 127-624 (165 amino acids)
Source: RefSeq, a predicted model, not a curated record
GUUUGGCUCUGUUUUGAUUGUUGAUGUCGAAUGUACUGAAUUUUGUAUACACACAUCAGUGACUAGAUUAUCCCAAAUUCACACUCAGUUAUUGUAUAGCUCAAAUUACCUGUGCAACAUAAAGUCAUGCAAACAGAAGAAUUUUCGGACAUAGCCCUUGAACUAGGGCAAAAGAAGCAACCAAAGAGGGUCCUUCACUUCAGUGAUGGAAUACUAGAGGAAUACAGUGAUGAGGAAGAUGAAAACGAUGCGCCAGAUCUACCCAAACAAACUGUUGACACUAGUCGGUUAACGUGGCUACCUUACUUCUGGUAUUACAUAAGUAAUACACCCUCAAACACUCUUAAAGUUUGUGACUACCUUGGAGAGAAUUUGGCAUAUUUCUUCGGGAUAACGUCACCAAAGUACCAGUAUGCUAUAGAUGAGUAUAAUGAUUCUGUUGCUCAGGCAAAGGAGGAUAAGGAGAGAGCCGAGCGAGAGAAGGAAGCAGCAGGACGGUGGGCGGCAGAGAGUCAAAACGAAAUGGAAAUGCAGGUCACGAUCGGCUCCCAACCAUUGCCACAGGCACAGACACACCAGCCACAAGAGCAACCACUGGUGUUGAACCCGGCUCAGUUGAAGUAGUCUCGUCAGUAGCACAUGGUUUUAAUAGCCUGUAAUUGAAGACCGUCCUUUACAAUGAGAAGGUUAUAUAUUUUUCGUAUGAAUGUAUUGGCUGUAUUUAAUUACUUAAGCUAUAUUCGCACACACCUAUAUUUGUUAUGUUUUUGUUAAGUAGGUUUCGUUGGUGUUUAGUAUUACAAGAAAUUAGUAGUCCCUAUUAAUAAUAAAAAAAUUUAA